Messenger RNA from Cataglyphis hispanica, 5205 nucleotides. Its product is annotated as 2',5'-phosphodiesterase 12. Gene Ontology annotation, molecular function: 3'-5'-RNA exonuclease activity. Gene Ontology annotation, biological process: nuclear-transcribed mRNA catabolic process, deadenylation-dependent decay. The coding region runs from base 151 to 1959 and encodes 602 amino acids. Gene Ontology annotation, cellular component: mitochondrion. The record is from RefSeq and is a predicted model, not a curated record. NCBI's taxonomy places the organism in Eukaryota, Metazoa, Arthropoda, Insecta, Hymenoptera, Formicidae. The transcript has 7 exons.
ACCUCAAAUUGAUUUUCAAUGCUGAAACUUUCUUUUCACAACUUACACAUGCUUUAAUUUUAUUAAAUUUGAUUCUUAACGUGUUAAAUAGCUUUAUAUGAAGCUCUGUACUGUGCGUUUCGAAGUGAAUAAAACGCAGAUGUGAUUACAAUGCAAAGUGUAUUCGCGGUUAAAUUGUUCUCGUACAGAGCUCAUCUGGUCUCAUCGUCGAUCCUCACGUCGUUCCGCAGCAAACACGUGCACCCGAAACACGUGUUAAAGAUGAACGAGGCUUUCCUCCGCUACGAGAAAGGUAGCGAGGUGUUCGACAUUUCAUUCCGCUACGUGGACGAGACGAUGAAAGUCGACCGUCAAUUCAACUUCUCCAGGCAGAUCGCAGAGAGCGUGAACAACUUCCUCAAGAGGAUCGACACAAAUGUUUGCAAGAUCAUAAAUAAAAAGAUGGAGAGGAAAAGAAAAAAAGAUCAUAAUUUAGAUACAUGUUCUCUGCCAAGUGAUAACGUGGAUACUGGGAAAAUCAAGCUUCUUAAGGAUGAUAUCAAAGUGGAUGGCAACGUGUUGUGCGAGAGCCUUCUACAGGAUAAUGCAGAACUUAAGCUAGUUAUAUUCGAGAAAACGUUUUUAGUGAAACAUAAUGCACCUUAUAUCAUCAAUAUUUCGUUACCAUCAAGUAUACUAGUGGGUUUUCCAACUUACCCAUCUAAAUUUGAAUCAUUGUACACUGACAAGAAACGGUCGAUAUUUAACUGGUACAAAAACGAUGCUAUUAACAACAAGCCAAAUUUAUGGACUCACAUAGGAAAUGGAUAUCUGUAUAUACCAAACAUAUCUGACAUUGGUUGCAACUUGAAGAUUAACUGCGAACCGCGAAAUGAGUCGGAUUCUGGUUAUAACAUGGAAGUAGAGUCGAAGAGCGUCGUGGAGGCUGGUCCUGGGCCAUGUCCAUUUGACAUUCGACAUCAAUUUACGAAACAUAAAUUAUUGGGCAGAAGUUUUAGAAUAAUGUCCUACAAUAUACUAGCAGAUACAUAUGCUGAUUCUGAUUUUUCGAAGGAUGUGUUGUAUCCAUAUUGUCCACAAUAUGCAUUAGAUAUGGACUAUAGAAAACAAUUAAUACUCAAAGAAAUAAUAGGUUUUAAUAGUGACAUAAUUUGUCUGCAAGAAGUAGACAGGAAAAUAUAUGAGUAUGACUUGUUGCCAUCUUUGUACAUGCUAAAUUACGAUGGCGUAUUUAUCACAAAGAAUGAAAUUAACGAAGGACUUGCCACAUUUUUCAAUCAAGAAAGAUUCGAGAAAUUAGGAUUUGAAUAUAGUGUAAUGGCUCAAAAUACCACUUUUCCAAGGUUCGCCGCUGUUUGGUCCAAAAUCAACAAUGAAAAGACAAAGGAGAGGUUUUUUGGUAGAAAUACAACAAUUCAGGUAACGACAUUGCGAUCUAAAGAGAACCGAUCUGAAAUCUUGGUCAUCGGUAAUACGCAUUUAUACUUUAAACCCGAUGCAGAUCACAUACGUUUGUUGCAAGGAUAUUACGCGAUUACAUACGUGCAUGAAGUAGCGAAAAAAAUACGAGAAGAGAAUCCCGAAUAUAAUGUAAGCAUAAUACUUUGUGGAGACUUUAAUAGCGUGCCAGAAUGCGGCAUUUAUCAACUAAUGACUGAAAAUUACGUUCCGGAGACAUGUGUAGACUGGAGAAGUAAUGCCGAGGAAGCUGUAGAAAAUGUAUCCUUAAUGCAAGAUCUUUGCAUGUCUAGUGCCUGUGGCACGCCAGAGUAUACGAAUUACACGCCAGAGUUUUCUGGUUGUCUAGAUUAUAUAUUCUAUGAGAGAGAUAAAUUCGAAGUAGAGCAGAUAAUCCCGAUGCCUAGUAAGGAGGAGCUUACUCUUCAUACGGGUUUACCAUCUGUUGUGUUUCCAAGUGAUCACAUAUCCUUGUGCACAGAUUUAAAAUUAAAAGAAUAAUAAACGUACAUAUUGAAAUUAUUUAAAACAUAUGGCAUUGUCUAGAAUUAAUCCUCAUUUAUAUUAAAUAUAUAGUGAUUAAAACAGAUCACAGUUACAAAUAUAAUAUAAAAGAACUAUCAAAUUUAAAUCUUUAGCACUAUUAUUGAAACUUAUGUUUAUAAUCAUUACUUCAAGAUUUUGAUAUAUAAUUCUGAAUUAUUUAUACAUAUUUAUACGCAUUUACCCUUUUUUACGCUGACAUUUGAAAAUUAAGUUGACAGAUCAAGCUUGAGAUUUUCUGGAAAUCAAGUUUUAUCUCAAAAUGUUUUAUAUUUAAAUUUGUUAGUGAUGUCAAAGCUCUAGUUUUUCUUCAUUACAUAUUGAAAUAGGAUGUGAUAAAAGUAAGAUUCUUUUUUCAAUUUGUAAAUUAAUAAAUAAUAGUUGUGAAUCUUUUGAUCAAUUAGCACAAGGUCUAUUGGGACGAAAUGUAACUUUGUAUAGUAAUAGAUUAACUUUGUAUAAUAAUAGAUUCAUAAUCUAUUAUUGUCUUUAAAAUGGAAAUACGAAAAAAAUCUGUGCUGGAUAGCUAACAAAUUAAAGGCUAUUAUUAUACUGGCUAUAAAUUCUUUUUCUGAAAAAUAAAUAAAAUGCUUGAAAAUCCGCCUAAUAAAAUUUAGCUACUAUAUAACUUAUAAUACAUUCAACUUUAUUGAAUGGAUCCCAAAUAUUUUAUUUUAUUUUGUAUAUGUAUGUAUGUGUUUUGUAUUAGGAAUACGAUAAAACUCAAAAUUUCAUUUAUAAUCAUCAAAGUAUACAUUCAUUUUGUUAAUACGAAGGUACAGUAAAUUAACAUUACUUAUGUGUCUAUAACACUACUUAGAAUUAUAAUUUACAAAAACUUAUAUACAAAUUAAUUGUUUCUUUCUCGAUCAUAACGAUCAACAAGAAUCUUGAACUUUGUUAAACUACAAACUUCUUACAUCAAUACGCAAAAUAUUUUCAGUGAAUCUUUUAUUUUAUAAGAGCAAAAAAUUAAUUUUUUUGCAUUUUGUAAUCGACACUUUGGAAAGUCUACAUGUAACGCUUAGAAAUUUUCCAUACUUUAUGACUAUCUGAAUCCGAAACUACUUAUAGAAUGUUUGACAUAUAAAUAGAUCUGAGAUCUGAGAUAUUUUUAGAAAAGAAUGAAAAAUGUUAUGCUGCUUUUUCAUGAAUGCUACAUGAAAUAUUAUAUUAUACUUUACAAACUGCGAGAUUUUGAGAUCUAACAAUAAGAGAAUCUUCUCAUUAUUUAAUCAAAGAAAAAUCUAAAAAAAUAAAUUAUUUCAACUAAAAAAAAUGUCUAGUUCUGAUUUCCAUUGACGCAAUUGUUUAUGCAAAAUCUUGCAGCAUGUAAGCAAAUAUACAAACAUAAACAAGAAUGUUUUAUGCAAAAUAAAUCCUUACAAUUUAUUUUGUUCUUUAACCAAUUAUUUCGAGUCUACCAUACACACAAUAAUUUUAUUAACUUUUCAUUCUUUUUUAAUAUAAGAGUAAUAAAAAAAUUUUCAAACAAUUUUUUGGAGUCGCGACUCCAAAAACGAGAAUACUCCACUUGGUCUAUUAUUUUUGUUAUAACUUUGUACAUAAGUAUCUCUACAUAUAACUAAAAAUUCUACAAUUGCAUUUUACUGCUCAUAGAAAGAUUUUAUAUGAUAUAUAUUAUGUAUUUUAUUUCUGAUCACAAUAAUUUUUUAUUAAAAUGGUAAUCUAUUGCAAAAUCGCAUAUAUUAUUAAUGAAAAUAAAGAAAAUCUUAUCGUGUAUCAAUGCAAUAAUUAUCCGAAUUAAAGAUUUCUAUGUGUAAACAUUUUAUCACCAUACAUUUUUGUUCUUCAAUUUCAAUAUAAAUAUAACAAAUCCAAUGUAUACUUAACAUAAUUCUCGUUAGUAUAAAUCAUUGUUAUACCCAUUAUAAACAUAUCUUAAUCCUUUCAUUCUCAAUAGAAAUAUGUAUAUAUGACAAUGAAUAAUCACUAUAUACUAAUAAACUUUUUUUAAUUUCAAAGAAGUUGAAAUAAAAUAAAUCUAAUUAAAUGAGUUUUUUUUAUUUAAUAUUGCAGUCACAGAUGUAAUCUAGGGAGGAUAUACCCUAAAAAGCAAGGAAUUAAAAUUAAUUAGGCAAUACAACUGACAUGUUUUUUUAUUAUUUUAAUAUUUAGUGUUUUUCAUUCUUUAGAUACAAAUUUACUACUAAGUAAUUUACACUAGAAAUUGAUUAGGAAUGAGAGGAUUAAGUUUUUCUCAUCCAAUAUGACCAUAUAAAUGAUCGAUUAAGCAUUGACACAAAAACGAAUUUAAAAACAUGCUACAUUGAACGCAAAACAUAAUAUGUCGAUAUAGAACAAAACUUUGCGUCAUAUCAAUAAAUAUUUAUUUUGUAAUUUUGAAAGAAAUAAUGACUGUCUUCAUACAAAAACAAACUAUAUUUUAUUAAAACUAUUAACAUUUUGAAUCCGCCAUAAAUUUUUUUUUAUGCCCUCAUUUUUUAAUUAUUAUUUUAUAAAUGGGGCAUGCUGAUGCAUUUUUAUGCAAUAGAAAAAAUAUUUUAGAAAUUAUAUAUAUAUUCACUCCGUUUCCACAAUAUCAAUUAUUUUUAUAAUCUUGAUGUAAGUAUAUAAUUAAAAAUAUUUCAUGUUGCAAUAUAUUAUUUAUUAUAAUAUAACCAAAAAAAAAUUAAUUUAAGAUAAUAUCUAUUUUACUUAGAUAAUAUAUAUUUUCACAUCAUGUUGUGAAAAAGAAAAAAAUUAUAUAUAUUAUAUAUUUUAAAUAUACAUCAAUUUAGAGGAGAGUAGAUGAACUGCAAAAUAAUUUAUUCCCUAUUAUAUGUACAUACAUAUGUAUUAUUCUAUUUUAUAUUCUAUUUUAUAUGUAUAUACAUAUAAUAGGGCAAAAAUUAUUUUAUAGUCCAUCUCAUCUUUCCUCUAAAUUGAUUUAUAUUUGAAAUAGCCAGAUUCAAAAUGUUAACAAAAACUAAUGUAUUUUUCCAACUAUCACAAAUUUUGAUUACAUUUCGAUCAAAAUCUCCUGCGAAUGAUGCAUGAUGCUAUGAAAUGAGAUGAUUUGAGUUUAUUGCGUUUAUGAUAUGCUGUGAAUUUAUGCCAUUGUGAUACUAUUCUUAGUGCGAUCAUCUUGACUCGUUGCGUCUCGUGGAAAUUUUGACUGAUACUUCCUUUUUUCAUUUCGUUAAUAAUAAUAAUAAAAAAAAAAAAAAAAAAAAAAAAAAA